GGAGGGGGAUACACACUCUCUCUUGUGAUGCCCCAGCUAUUCUUCUGGUGUGGACAAAUAAGUCAACGCUCAGAUGCCACUGCUAAAACCAGUUCCUCGUGAUGUUUCUUAGAAGAAGGUAGCCUCACUUACAGCGCUGCACUCUUCAUCUUCACCAAGAAGUCAAGAAGGACUUGAUCUCCUCUCGUCAGUAGACGGGUUAAGGACCUUCUACCUGAGAGGAAGUCAAGACAAGCAGACCCGAAGGUAAAGGAAAAGACAUAUAGAUAUCUUACAACCAUCUGACCACCAGCAGCAGCAGGUGUAUCCUUGGACUUUGAGCAGAGAUGGGAGACUGGAGUCUUCUUGGGAAUUUCCUUGAAGAGGUCCAGGAGCACUCCACUUCGGUCGGGAAGGUUUGGCUCACCAUCUUGUUCAUUUUCCGCAUCCUGGUCCUGGGCACGGCGGCGGAGUCGUCCUGGGGCGACGAGCAGAGCGACUUCAUGUGCGACACCCAGCAACCCGGUUGCACCAACGUCUGCUACGACAGCGCCUUCCCUAUUGCCCACAUCCGCUACUGGGUGUUGCAGAUCGUGUUUGUCUCCACGCCCUCACUCAUCUAUAUGGGCCACGCCAUGCACACGGUGCGUAUGGAGGAGAAGAGGAAGAGGAUGGAGCAGGAGGAGAGGGAGGCUAGAGGGGACGAUGGAGAAGACCUGCAGAAGGAGAAGGAGUUCCUCCAGCAGAAACAGAAUACAGCUGAGGGGACAGGUCGUGUCCGUCUAAAAGGAGCCCUGCUCCACACUUACAUCCUGAGCAUCUUGAUCCGAACAGUGAUGGAGGUCACCUUCAUAGUGGUGCAGUAUCUCAUAUAUGGGGUAUUCCUCAAGGCGAUGUACCUCUGCACGACCUGGCCUUGUCCCAAUGCCGUGAACUGCUACAUGUCCCGACCCACAGAGAAGAACAUCUUUAUCGUCUUCAUGCUGGUGGUGUCUGGCGUGUCUCUUCUGCUGUCCGUGUUGGAACUCUACCACCUUGGCUGGAAGAGCGUCAAGAAGUGCGUACGCAACAAGACGUUGCAGAAGAACAACCAUAGGGCUGUGACAGUGGCCGUGUCCACAGGGUUGGAAUCCAACAAACACCAACAACCUUCCGCCUCUUGCACCCCACCCCCGGAUUUCGAUCACUGCCUGACCGCGCCGAGAUCCAUGAAUCCCAUGACCUCCAUUGCCUCCCACCCGUUCAACACCAGGAUGGCACUGCAGCAGAACUCGGCCAACCUGGCGACCGAGCGGCACCACAGCUGUGACAACCUGGAGGACGAGGAGGACUUCUUGAGGAUCAGAUACGAACAGCUGCCUGCAGAGCUUCCCAACGGCUGCUCGCCACUGCCGCUGCUCCAUUCAGGCUUCCUGAAGGACAAACGACGCCUGAGCAGGACCAGCGGCACCAGCAGCCGGGCGCGGCAAGAUGACCUGGCAGUGUAGGUCCAAUAUGGGCCAAAGAGUGAGGAUAGAAGUAUCACUUACAAACACAACUCUAACAACUUGCAAAAGUAUUAACCCAAAUUAGACAUUUUUCACAUUUUGCUACAUUACAACCAGAACCUUGUAACAUAUUUUCUUAAAUUUUUUUGUGAUGAACCAACACAAAGUGAUGUGUGAUUGUGAGGGAAAGGAAAAUGAUUCAUGAAAUCUUCACCCACACCAGCUGCAUGCAUCUGGCAUCUAACAGCUUUCCAUAGAGACUAACAUAUUGUUCAUUGAUCUUUGCAAAACAUUAGGCCGACGGGGUCUGUGAUCUUCAAAUUCAAAUGUUUUGCUAAAUAUCUUAAUUAUAUUAAGAUUUAUGCAAUUCUAACACCUGAAAAGGUGUUAGAAUUGUUGAAUAGAAACCUUCAACAACCUAUGUUGAAGGUUUUUUGCCCUGCUGGAAGAUGAACUUCUAACUCAGUUUCAAGUUUGUUUUUCAGCCUCUAACAGGUUUCAGGUACCUUCAUCGUGUAAAUACCUUCUUCUACCCCUCAACUCUUAGCGGUAUAUUUAAUGGCAGCAUCAUCCUGACUUUUCCAUAAAGGGCAGUUCAGUGCAGCACUUUAUUAAUAGUCGUUCUCUUAUCAGACUAUGAGCUGGGACUCUGCGGCAUUCUCUGAUGUACCUGAUGACAUAUUUUACAUAUGACCUCUGGGUAGUAAUUAUGUGAAUUUCCUGGAUUUUAUUUAGGAGUACAGGAGAAAAAUGCUGGUGAAAAAGAAAACAAACACUUCAGAUUUUUAAUUGUAGAAGACUAUGAAAACCUUGAAUCCUUUUCCUUCGACAACAUGACUCUGCGCUUCUUUGUGUUGGUUAAGCUCAUGAAGUCCCUAUAAAACCUGUUGAAGUCUGUGUUUGUUAUGUAGCAACAUGUGAAAAACAUCCAGGAGUAAUAAUACCUCGGCAGAACACAGUGAAAGAUGUUCUGUGGGAACUUUAACAAAGGGGACAGCUGAUUAAAGAAAUUCUCAUUUGAAGACACACUGAAAUCUGUGAAAAGACUCCAUAAACGUUAUAUACGAAUGCUGUCUGAACGGAUAAGCAGGCAUGUUUCUGUGCUUGAAUAUAAAAAUGGUAAAUAAACUGCAAAAAGAGAUUAACACGAGCAGGGUAACAGGUGUGGUACCUGACCAUUGCACAUGCUUUCCUUUAUUUAAAACUAGUGAAAGCAGGGCAAAAUUGUAUGUUUGUGAAGGAUGUAGGGUGUGUUUUUUCUUUUUUUUUCUAAUUAAAUAAUCAAAUGCAUCUCAGUUAUUUUCUGAAUUACAUUUAUACCUUUUACUUAAAUACAUAAUUUUAACAACUCUUGAAUUGGGUAAUGUAAUUAAUAAAUCGAGAAAGAGUUAUGGCAUUAACUGUGAAAUUUUUUUUAUAUAUAUAUUUGCAAAAGAAAAUAAAAAGUGCCUUGAAAAGUUAAGGAGGAUUUGUAUGUCUUCACUGCAAAUAGAUUUUUUUAUGUGUCUUCUACUAAAUCAAUUGCACUACAUUUUUAGAUUUAAAAAAGACAAACAAUACUAACUUUUAAUGUGUGAAUAAAACCGUGACAUAUUUCCUCUAUACUAGCGAACGUAAUGUGAGAAUGUAGCUUCUUGUUUUGUCUAUUUAAAGUUAUUCAGAAUUAAUUUUGGAAGAUAUGGUCCUGCUGAUGUGAAGCGUAAUGAGCAGGUUUAGCCACUAGGUGGCGACAAUGCACUUGUAUUUUUUUUAGAUGGUGUCCUGGAUUCAUUGAUGUAAAUAGUUAUUCCAAUGCAAUAUGUGUUUAAUGUUUUUGUUCUUGAAUACAUUUUGCUUCACAGUCUAGUUUUAUACUAUAUAGAGAAUAAUUGUGGAAAUAGAUAUAUUUACAGUCAGACAUUUGAAGAUUAUGCAACAGAAUUCAGUACAUUUUAUUUUGUUCUUUCACAUAUUCUGUAGUCCAUAACAAACCAAUAAACCAUCGUCCAGUCAGUGAGUUCAA
Molecule: messenger RNA, 3468 nt
Organism: Xiphophorus hellerii (green swordtail)
Lineage: Eukaryota; Metazoa; Chordata; Actinopteri; Cyprinodontiformes; Poeciliidae
Gene: gja5a
Product: gap junction protein, alpha 5a
Exons: 3
Coding region: 327-1466 (379 amino acids)
Biological process (GO): atrial cardiac muscle cell to AV node cell communication by electrical coupling; heart development; cell-cell signaling
Cellular component (GO): connexin complex
Molecular function (GO): gap junction channel activity involved in atrial cardiac muscle cell-AV node cell electrical coupling
Source: RefSeq, a predicted model, not a curated record